AUGCCGCUACCUAUCGAAUUGCAGUGGUUCGACACUACUGAGUGCACCGGGGAGCCACUGGAGCCUCUCGCUGCAGCUCAGACAACGACUGGGUCGUCCAACGUGGUAGUGUCUCACAGCCUGUACGACGCUCACUUGGCUAGGGAUGGAGACCCCACUACUGGCUGGAGGGCUUCUACUUGUGCUAUCAGUUGCUUUAUUGGAUAUCAGUUUGCUCCUUCGGUGACCAUACGAUGCUUGAAGCUACUCCAGGGUGCUGACAUGUCGGAGUUGGCCUACUCGGCCCGGCUCGAGAGAAAGCUCGUGGGGGAAGCUACUUAUACUAGGAUAAUGGACUUCGACUUCCUUUCUGGCGAUAUCUGGAUGAAACUCAAUGAUUUUUGGGUGUUCCCGCCGAGCCGUAGGAGGUGGAGGAUUGCCAAUGCAGAGGCUGUGAGGGGACCGUGGACAAUCGUCGAUCUGGGAUUUUACGUGGACUCAGCCUGUGAAGUUGACACCAUCCUAACAGUUAGUGGUACUCCUAUGUCGAGUGCAUUCAAAGCCUCCAAUGGCCCGGUCCGAGCUUUCGAUUGGAAGCCGUCUACCGAAUGGACUGCUGAGUGUGUAACGGCUGAGUGUGGGCCCUAUGAGGCCUGGUUGGGGAUGCAGUUCGACACGGAAUUGCCUAUCAUUGAGUGUGUGAAGAUGCAGCAAGGUGUGGAAGUCGACGCCUAUGUUACAUCAGUGGUAUUGCAGUACUUAUCUGGGGAGAACGUAUGGAUGACAGUUGCGAGAUACGAUGGACUGUUUGGUGGUACUCGACUGGUGCUCUCCCCUAUGCUGCCACGGAGCUCAUGGAGGCUCACAGUAACGCAGGUAGUGAGCCGGCAAUGGGACAUCCGCGAGCUUGAACUGUAUGCUGAUGCGGAGUGUACUGAGGCGCUCCAUCCACUACAGCACGAUGGGGGCCACAGCUUGGCGGCGGGGCUCGAUCAGGGCCUGGUACGGGACAUAUCUAUCAUCGCAUCGUCCCAUGAAGAGUCGAGACACCCUACUUAUGCCUUCGACGGUGUCACCAACGAUGCCAGCAAGUCCUGGAGGAGCCAGUGUUCUUCCUGUUAUGAAGAGGAAGCGUACUCCUUCGAUCUGCUCAGUGGAGGGUCAUGGCUCAGUUUGACAUACGGUGGCCAGACGCUGCCAUCAGGGGUCUUGCGAGUAUACCCGAGUUACAACUCUACGAUAUGGCGACUAAAGGGUAAAGGCUGGGGGUUGACGGCCUGUGGCUCCGACCUUACUCAGAGGUGUCCGGUGUGGAGUGUUGAGAUGUAUACCAACCCCGAGUGUAGGGGAGGUCCUGUGCAGGGUCAGCCGGUCUCAUCACAGGGUGUUGCAGGUGAGCAGGAGGACCCGUAUCUUGUGUAUGAUGGGCUAUACGAGACAGGAUGGUUACCGAGGCUACCGUACUAUGAUGACUACGCAGGAUCGUAUGAAGAUGAACAACUUGGAAUAGUAUCGACUCCCCGCCCACCCGAUGUUCGUGUUUAUGAGUCCACGAAAGCCGGUACUCUUUCCUCGGGAGCUCAGAAUGAGGGCGACUCGAUGAGCGAGAUUGUCCUGGAAAGACUACUGGCAUGGCAGUCAACGACUCAAUGGGAGAGGACUAUGGUCCUCAGGUACGAUCAGCGUUGGUGUGCAUCUUCUGGGACAUGUAAUUGGCUUGAUAAGAGCUGCUGUACCACCACUAUGAACCACCAAAGAACCUAUCUCAGCACAGGAGUCUUCCUGGAGGCCAGAAACAUUAACACUUCGGAUCGCCCCCAGCACGUCAGAUUAUUGUCGUACUAUACGACAAUACGACUCGUACAUGUGAUCCCUGACGACUCGUCAGGGUCAGUGAAGUUUCGUUCCAUCGAGACUCGAAGUGUGAAGGACCUUCUAUCGGUAGAAACGAUGACCAACAGCCAGCAAUACCGAGCGUUUGAUGCGAAUACCGAUACGUUCUGGCAGCCUGCCUCCAACGACUAUAAUCCAUGGAUUGGACUUACGUUCACCGUUUUUGGAGGAACGAAUUCAUCUCGUGAGGUGAAGUGUGUGCGUAUUCUGCAACCUCUCGAUGUGACAAAUACAGCGGAGUCAGUCGUGUUGGAGACCUCCGAGCCCAACAAUCAGGACUGGAUACAGAUCCGAGUGAUCCACUAUCUCUCUGGUGGCUCAUGGCUUGCCCUCACGGAGGCAGCCUCAGAACCCCCACCGAACACUAGAUGGCGGAUUGUGAAUACGGCCCCUCUGGGCAGGCGACUGCUUUGGAAAGUAUACGACAUUCGUCUAUAUAACUCGGAGCAGUGCACAGAUCAGAGUCGCAUUCCUACUACUAGUGCUCUCGGGGCGACGGCCAUCGCCAGUGGGUACACUGGUGAGAACCCACCACAUUAUGCAUUUGAUGUUGAUGGCGAAGCCACAGCUUGGUGGGCUCCUUGUGACUUUUGCAGCACGGCUGAGGCAUGGAUCGGCAUCCAGUUCGAUCCCGACGUUAUACCUGAGGGGGGUAUCGACAUCCAGUGCGUGACCAUUGGGGCCAAUGCACUUGUGAAUGAGCUCCUCUGGGCCUUGCAGGUCUACGAUCCUGUGUCGGAAGUCUGCCUGGAGAACCCUAACGCCAAGGAGUGUUGGAGAAAUGUUGAUGUCACACGCAAGACCUGUGCUCCGGGGGUAACAGAUGUGAAUGACCCUGGCUGUGCCACUGAUGUUGUUUAUGCCACCACACCGAUGCCGGAGCUCAAUGAUAGCCAUUUGGAGAUGCUCGUACUCGUAGCUUUGGUCGUAUCGCUGAGCACCAGGGUCGAACGCUUAGCUUCUAUCGAGUACCAUCUUUAUCAGACUUCUCUGCCUCAGUCUCCAGACUUCUGGUUACACUCCAUCCUCAUGUGGUCCUCGUUUGCCGUCGUAAACGUGGUAUCAUCUUUGUUUGAUGUGGCCUGCGUCCGGUAUGUAUUCACUAUUCUUGGACUUUGCUUGUUCGGUCGCGAUGGUUGUCGCGAGCCAAUUCCACUGGUACCAUCCUUCCUCUACUCUACCUCACCAGGCUCACUAGGUGGCUGGAUGCUGGCUGCCUUGCGCGGCAGCUCCUACAACUGUGCUGGAACAUCAUUGAUAGUGUCCUCUAUCACGAUGACAUUGACUGGAGGGAUGCUUUGGGUCAUCACUACUCUGGAUGUCCUCGGUCUGGUAGAGUGUGCGCGGUAUGCUUCAUUGGUCCAUCGCAAAUGGUUGACAUGGGCUAAGCUGACUAUGGCUAAGGGCGUAGGUACUCACGGCCAGCUGCCAAAUCCUCUGUCUCGCAUCGGUAACAUCCCUGACAUUCCUAUUCGACUCCAACGAGCAACUCUUUCACAAGACUUCAGGGCUUAUUAUCACCGUCACGAAGCCCCUCCCAUUGCGUCCUAUGCCCCCUUCCUAACAUGGCUGUUCGGUCAUAGUCUGAGCUGGGUUACUGCAAUCUUCGUCCUUCUGACGGGCGUGGUCGUCAACGUCACUGGUCAUCACUUCGCCACUGGUUUGUUUCAGGCCAUCACAGGACUGGACAUCUUCUGCCUUUUCUUGUCAGGGCUCGAUGAGCAUCUGGAGGGCGUCUUGAAGAUGGAUGGUCUCGGCGAGUUGGAGCAAGCUGUAGUAGAAUGUGCUGGUGACAGCGACACUGGGUCCGACCAUUUCCGCGAGUAUGAGGAGGCUAAGGAUAGAGGUAUCUGGGACUACGCCGCAUUGGUGCGGGGGUGUGGUCGUAGGCUUAGCUACAGGGCCCGGGGAUGGCUCGGCUUCCUCUGGGUUUGUAUUGGUAGAUGGACUUCUACUGCCAAUGGUCGAGGCUUUCAAGUGAAUAGUCGCGCUGAGUAUUCGAACCCUCUACCAGUUCGAGACGAAUUGGAGUAUGUGGAUUUCGGUAAGUUCGACGGGAUGGAAGGGGGAGAUGUCGACACAUUAAGGAGACUCAUUGUGAAGGUGCAUAGUCUUGGUCGAGCCAUGAAGAUAUGCAGCCAGAUUAGAGGUGGACUUGUCAUUUUCAUAGCCAUCCUGAGUGGACCGGAUAUCCGGGCGCUAUUCCCUGUAACUGGUUUGGUCAUGCUGUUGCUGCUGUGUUUGGUAGAGUCUUUGCUACAGGGAGUACAUUUGGUGAUACAUUCUUACGAGCUUUCUUACCAAGCGAUAGCUGAGCAAAUGCAUAUUGAAAACGAGCUGGAUGAUGGGAUGGUCCUAUACGAGGGAGGGACCCCCGACGACGAGGAGGGAAUGCGCGUUCAACGUUCGGGCUCGCAGGGCACUAACAGGUUCAUGAAUCUGUUCAGCAAAGGGAAAUCUCAUGCCGAUGAUGGUAGUGUCGAGAUGUCGGGGAGGUAUCGGAGUCGAGUGGCCACCCCGGCACCGUUGGGUUUGCGGCGACAUGGGUCAACUGAGAACACUGGUAGUUUCGUCAGGCGACUGGUCAAGAAGGGGUCUGUAGCGGCAGCAGGAGGAGGUUCUCUUCCGCCGAUGAAGGUGUCUUCCUGUGAUCAGAUGAGGCGGUGUGAUAAGGAUGCUACGGACAAGUACAGCAUCCCCUCAGUCCUGUUGAUGGAGAACGCUGGUAUCACUAGCUAUCGCUGUCUCACAGAGCUCUUGCCCGGUCAUCGCAUGACCCAACAGACCAAGGUCCUUGUGGUUUGUGGACCUGGAAAUAACGGUGGCGAUGGUUUCGUGGUCGCUCGUUAUGUCCAUAGCAAUGGAGGUCAGGUGAAAGUGAUAUUGCUGAAUGGCAGGGAGAAGUAUCACGGCGAUGCUAGUACCAAUUUGAAUAUUGUUGACUGCAUUCCGGGUAUAUCUGUUGAAAUCGCGACCAGCGAAGAGGCUAUCAGCUCGGCAGUCGACUGGGCGGAUGUCCUCGUGGAUGGUAUCUUCGGUACAGGGCUUGGUCGUGUCGUCGACCCUAGCAGUCCCUUUGGAGUGGCUAUUGCUGCUAUCAAUAGGGCGUCGAAACCUGUUAUGUCCUUGGACAUACCAUCGGGAGUGAAUGGAGACUCCGGCCGGAUCAUGGGAGAUCAAGUGCAUGCAACUGCGACAGCUACUUUUGGGUUGGUGAAGAUUGGUAACUUGGUUUACCCUGGACGUGAGAUGUGCGGGAACUUGACGGUUACACACAUUGGAUAUCCUCCGGAACUAUACGCCGAUUUGAAUACCUAUGUUAACUACUUCCCACAACUUCCAUCGCGAAGUCCAGCUGGGCAUAAAGGCUCCCUUGGCAAAGCGCUAUUUGUAUGUGGAGCUGAAGGGUACUACGGAGCACCCAUGCUGAGUAGCUACAGCUUCCUGAAGGCUGGUGGAGGGUACAGUAGACUGGCCACUGUCGGAAGCAUUAUACCAGUUAUCGCUGGGGAGGCUCCGUCUAUCGUUUUCCACGAACUAGAGAGCACUACUGCUGGCAGCAUCGGCAGCAGCAACUAUGACCGGCUGUUUAAGAUGGCCCAAGACCUGGCUGAUAUCGUCGUGGUUGGACCUGGUAUUUCGACUAACGGUGAUACAGCUAGGUUGGUGCGGAGUAUGGUACUGAAUGUGGAUAAGCCUAUGGUCAUCGACGGUGACGGUAUCACAGCGAUCUCCAUACCUCCAGUCGAUUCAACUGACAUAUUCUCCACCGCCUCUCAGCUCUUGCAGGAGCGCCAUCGAAAGCAGUUGUCCCCAGUGGUCCUCACGCCUCACUUGGCCGAGCUUAGCCGUCUCACUGGCCUCUCGAUGGCAGAGCUCACGAACGGAUCUCGGAGUUUGCUGGAGGUUGGACGGGAGCUGGGCCGUAGUACAAAUGCUGUCGUCGUUGUCAAGGGAGCGACGUCUAUGGUAUGCGAACCUUCAGGUCGGGCGCGGAUGAACCUGUCUGGGAAUAGUGGCAUGGGUACGGCCGGAAGUGGGGAUGUUCUCAGUGGCCUCAUCCCUGCUAUGUAUGCCGCGUAUGGUCAUGAUGUGGAUAGUCUUGGUGACGCUGUGGCAGCGGCUGUAUUCGUGCAUGGAGUUGCUGGAGACAUCGCGGCUAUCAACCUUGGAGGGGAAGAUGGAGUUACAGCAUCCGAUAUCAUGAAUGCUGUCCCUGAGGCUGUGUCGUACGUCCGAGGCGAGAGCGCAUUUGCCAAGUACAGCUCGGAGUUGGAGCCAAGAUACUCUAUGCCAUUCCGUGACAUACGGGACUCGGUUGAUGGAGUGGAGCAGCCUCGGGAACAGCCGCCGCCACUCGCAGCUAUCGUGCCGGUUUCGGAGGACUUGCUACCACCACCGACAGAAUUGCCUCCAUCCCUCGUUGCUGUGGAGAGGCGUAUCAAGGAGGUCACAGAGGAGAUCGCCCGUCUAGAAAAGGAGGGUAGUCUGUCGUGCCAGCCUCCGGAGGAGCAUAUGGCUAUGACCAGGGUGGAGAUAACCAAACCCCCACCGAUGAAGUCUCUGAGCGAGUCUGACUUGCAGAUCCCUCGGGCAAAGAAAGCUCAGCCAGAUGAGAGGGUCCUCGCCCGUAAGGCGCUGCUGUUACGUAUAGAGAAGGAAGUUGUUGACGAGAUUGAGAAAGAACGUAAGGAGGAAAUAAGGCGUGGAAUUGAUCUGCGAGCCCGGUACGCAACCCGAUCGAAGGUGUGGGAUAUACAAGUGCCGAGGCUUCGUGAUGAGCAUUGGAUGGAGGAGGAUGGGCCAAUACGGAAGCGAAUGGAAGAGCAAUUAGUGCAAGAAUACAUCCUGCGGCCUGAUGGUCAGAACUUAUACUGA
Molecule: messenger RNA, 6750 nt
Organism: Perkinsus marinus ATCC 50983
Lineage: Eukaryota; Perkinsozoa; Perkinsida; Perkinsidae
Exons: 61
Coding region: 1-6750 (2249 amino acids)
Biological process (GO): metabolite repair
Molecular function (GO): hydro-lyase activity
Source: RefSeq, a predicted model, not a curated record